AUGGAAGAUGUCAACUAUGUAAGUGGCUUAAAGUUUCUACAAGCAUUGUUUAUUAUAUUUAUAUCAAGUUUUAAAUUUUCAUCAUGUGAAAUCAAGAAUACACACAUUAUUGAUGAUUCUAGGCAAAUAAUAUUGAUAGAGAGAUUUGGUUUUGCACCUGAUGGACAUGUUACCAUUUCUCUAGAUCAUGUUUAUUGGAGAUCAGAUGAACCAGCUGCAAAACUAUAUCCUUCUUCCAUGGGAUUUUGCCUUGUUAGAGAUGUAUCAUUUCCGCGACUCUUGAAUGAGUCCAUUUAUACAGAGAACUUUUGUGUUUUAUCUAGUAAGUAUGUAAAUCUUGUCUUUAGAUUUGACAAGCUUGGCCCUGAUUCAUCCUACAACACAUCAACCACAAUCAACGAGCCUGAUGAGUAUAAUUUGAUAUUUGGCAAUUGUCAAAAGGAAUUUCUUGUGACUAUGAAUGUGCAUACUGAAAUAUACAAUGUGAAUGAUAAUGGAGAGAAAGAUUUUCUUCCUGCUGGUCAGACUUUACUACCUAAAUUAUAUUUCCUUUUAUUCAUUGUAUAUUUUGUAUUUUCGGGUAUAUGGGGAUUUAUUUGUGUUAAACAGAGGAAAAAUAUUCACAAGAUUCAUUUGAUCAUGGCUAUGUUGUUGGUUUUCAAGGCGUUGAAGUUGAUAUGUGCUGCAGAAGACAAGAUGUACAUUAGAAAUACAGGGAAGGCUCAUGGUUGGGAUGUGGCAUUUUAUAUUUUUGGAUUUUUGAAAGGUGUAACACUUUUCACUGUCAUAGUUCUUAUUGGAACUGGUUGGUCAUUCUUGAAACCUUUCCUUCAUGACCGCGAAAAAAAGGUUUUAAUGUUUGUGAUCCCUUUACAAGUGAUCGAAAAUAUAGCUGCGAUUGUGAUAAGUGAAGGUGGACCUGUUGAGAAGCAUUGGUUAGUAUGGAAUGAGUUGUUUUUGUUAAUAGAUGUUAUGUGUUGUUGUAUUGUACUAGUCCCAAUUCUAUGGUCUAUUAAAAGCCUUAGGUUGGCAUCAAAGAAUGAUGGAAAAGCAGCUGAAAAUCUCAAGAAGUUAACACUUUUUAGGCAUUUUUAUGUUGUCUUGAUUGUGUUCUUGUAUUUCACUAGAUUUGGAAUUGCUAUGAUUGAAAGUGUAGUAACUUAUAUGCAUGAAUGGGUUACUAUUGUUGCUGCUGAAGGUGCAAGCUUGAUGUUCUAUAUGUUUAUAUUCUAUAAUUUUAAGCCAAUUGGGAAAAAUCCAUAUUUGGCUAUUCACAAAGAUGACGAUGAUGAAGAAGGAGAAGAAGAAGAUGAAGAUGAAGAUGAAGAUGAAGACGAAGAUGAAGAUGACGAUGAUGAGGAGGAGGAGGAGGAGAUUGCAUAA
Molecule: messenger RNA, 1383 nt
Organism: Solanum verrucosum
Lineage: Eukaryota; Viridiplantae; Streptophyta; Magnoliopsida; Solanales; Solanaceae
Product: protein CANDIDATE G-PROTEIN COUPLED RECEPTOR 7-like
Exons: 1
Coding region: 1-1383 (460 amino acids)
Biological process (GO): transport
Cellular component (GO): Golgi apparatus; membrane
Source: RefSeq, a predicted model, not a curated record